AUAUUUUUGGUAAUACUCAUAUUUUGUCUAUAAUAACUUUUUUCUACUUAUGUGUGUCACUUAGUUGAAGUUUUAGAGUUUUAGACUUAAUGGCUUUAGCCUGUUUUUCUGUUAUGUUGUUUAUGUUACAUGUUGUUAUCUUCAACUUAGUUAAAGUUGAAAGUACAUAUUGUCCAAAAGAGUUUAAUUGUAGUAGACUUGGCAGUAUGAGUUAUCCUUUUUCAGAAUUCAGUAAGCCAUAUUGUGGAUUAUCUAAGAUUGAUUGUAACAACAGUUUACUAUAUCCAAAAGUUGAGCUUGAAGGGGUGUCAUACAAUGCAUACAAAAAAUGGCUAUGGGUUAAUGGUAUCGAUCUAUCGGACUCGAUUCUUGAAGGUUAUUUGGCUAGUAGAAGUUGCAAGUCUUUCGAAAGGAACUUGUUGUUUCCUAAUACACCUUCAGUAUCAUUUGGUGUAUUCAACAAUAUCAGUUUGAUCAAAUGCAUGAAUGAUAGUACUAGUAGUAGUAGUAAUGAGGAGAUAGGUGAUUAUUUUCGACGUUAUGAGAAUUACUCUUGUGAUGGAUUUGAUGUGUACUAUCAUAAACCAAGAUCAGGUAGAGGUUAUAGUAUUCCUACUGGUGAUGAUCUUCCUGCAAACUGCUCGAUUAUUCGAUUGCCGAUGAAGUAUAUUCCACCUGCAGAACCAGUUCCUGGUGAUUUGUUUGAGUUGUUAAGUUCUAAUUUUACAUUAGAUUGGGAAGUUUCUAAAGAUUGUUCCAAGUGUUUUUAUAGAGAAGGGCAAUGCCAAAGUGACAGCAAAAAUGAGUUCUUUUGCUCUAAAGCAGCAAAAAGAAACUUGGGGCUGAUUCUAGGCAUAGUGCUUGGUGGUUUUUCGAUCAUAGCAAUCAGCAUAGCGAUCAAUAUAAUCUGCUGUUGCAAGAAAGGUAAUCGAAGAUUUUCUAACGUUCUUCCAAGAAGCACCCCUUCAGAGCCCUCAACACGAAGCUGCGAUUUAGACAGCGGGUUCUUUGGGGUUCCCAUCUUCUCUUAUGCUGAACUACAACAAGCUACCAUGAAUUUUGAUUCCUCCCGAGAACUCGGGGAUGGAGGAUAUGGAACAGUAUACUACGGGAAACUUCAGGAUGGGAGAGAAGUUGCCGUAAAACGCCUAUACGACCACAAUGCUAGGAGAAAGGAGCAGUUUGUAACUGAGAUUGAAAUUCUAACAAGGCUAAGGCACAAAAAUCUUGUUACGCUUUAUGGUUGCACGUCUAGACUCAGCGACCAACUCCUACUUGUAUACGAGUAUGUCCCUAAUGGAACGGUAGCUGAUCAUUUGCACGGUCAUAAGGUGAAGGAUGGUUCGCUCACCUGGCCUAUCCGGAUGAAAAUUGCUGUUGAAGCUGCCACUGCUCUGGCAUAUCUGCACGCUUCUGAUAUAAUCCACCGCGAUGUAAAGAGUAACAACAUACUACUUGAUCAAAACUUCUGUGUCAAAGUCGGAGAUUUUGGACUUUCAAGACUUCAUCAAACUGAUAUUUCUCACAUAUCAACUGCACCUCAAGGUACCCCUGGAUACGUCGAUCCAAAGUACCACGAAUGUUACCAGCUUACUGAUAAAAGUGAUGUUUAUAGCUUUGGGGUAGUCCUUGUUGAGCUGCUAUCAUCCAUGCCUGCAGUGGACUUCAGUAGACGUAACGAAGAGAUAAACUUGUCUAACUACGCAAUAAACAGGAUUUUAAGGUGUGCAUUCGACGAGUUGAUAGACCCGUCCCUUGGUUUUCAGUCUGAUGCAGAAGUUAGAAGGAUGACUACUUCAGUAGCCGAGAUAUCAUUCCGAUGCUUGCAACAUGACAAGGACAUGAGGCCUACAAUGGUUGAAGUACUAGAAACAUUGCAAGAAAUUCAACAUGGUGAGUUUAAACAUGAUGAGAAAACGGAUUGCGAUGACAAUACUAAAGAGAGUGUACAAGUCCCUCUUUCACCUGAAUCAGAAGUAGAUACAUUAUUAAAGAAACUCAACAAGUUUCCAACUUCACCGAUUUCUGUAACUCAAGUGUGGAUUAGUGGCUCUAGCACAAGUGCCACUAGUACAUGAGAUUCAUGCGCUUUUUUCGUUUCCUAGUUCAUGUAGAUAAGCAGAAAAUACACACUUCAUUGAAGCCAAGCCAUAGCUUUAACUGAAUAUUAUUGGGUACUUGUUUCA
This is a messenger RNA of Capsicum annuum, 2186 nucleotides long. Its product is annotated as LEAF RUST 10 DISEASE-RESISTANCE LOCUS RECEPTOR-LIKE PROTEIN KINASE-like 1.1. Bases 90 to 2078 code for a protein of 662 amino acids. The transcript is spliced from 4 exons. NCBI's taxonomy places the organism in Eukaryota, Viridiplantae, Streptophyta, Magnoliopsida, Solanales, Solanaceae. Gene Ontology annotation, molecular function: protein kinase activity; ATP binding. The record is from RefSeq and is a predicted model, not a curated record. Gene Ontology annotation, biological process: protein phosphorylation.